Messenger RNA from Anarrhichthys ocellatus (wolf-eel), 9544 nucleotides. It is a transcript of the gene sox6, whose product is annotated as SRY-box transcription factor 6. Gene Ontology annotation, biological process: cell fate commitment; regulation of transcription by RNA polymerase II; central nervous system development. The coding region runs from base 2230 to 4575 and encodes 781 amino acids. Gene Ontology annotation, cellular component: nucleus. The record is from RefSeq and is a predicted model, not a curated record. Gene Ontology annotation, molecular function: RNA polymerase II cis-regulatory region sequence-specific DNA binding; DNA-binding transcription factor activity, RNA polymerase II-specific. Lineage: Eukaryota; Metazoa; Chordata; Actinopteri; Perciformes; Anarhichadidae. The transcript has 15 exons.
UGUAUAUAUAUAUUUUAAAAGUUUUUAAAUCGCUCAUUUGGCUUCUGAAAUAAGCUAGGAUGGUUAAUCAAAUUGCUAAUCGAAGGCAACUGUAUGAGAGACAUCAUUUUACAGUGAUGUUAACUUUGGAUUAAAGCAUAAAAGUGACUGAAAUAUUAAAACAUCUGUUCAAAUGUCUUGAUUUAAUCUUGUAAAUGCUCCACACAUCUUCCUAGCCGGCUGUUCAAAGCUCUCUCUCUUUCAGCAAGUUUUACCUCCGAUCUGGAUUACAGAGAUAUUUUCUCUCUUAUUUUUGUAAAGCUUGUUAUAAUGUUGGUGUGAUUCGUGAAGCUUCAGUAUUUUUUUACAUGUGUAUUGUUAUUGGCUGAUGUUCUACACGGUACACGCAAGGUUUAAAUCUAAUUUUUCCUGCCACUCUUUCUCUCUUCCGUUUACUCUCACUAUCGCCUCUACACUCCACGUCUGACAUACUCUCCCUGAGAGCUAAGCCUUUCAAUUUAGAUUUCAAUUAUCAUGUUAGUUUUGUGAUUAGACUUUAGUCCUCCAGGAAUCAGUCCUCUCUGCUCCUCUCUAUUCCACUCUAUUCCACUUCCCCUGCAAUCACAUCCCAUCUGAUGAAUUGCGCAUAUAAUUAUGGAAGUUAUUGAAUAUGCAGAUCACUGCUGACUCUUGGUGUGCGGUUGAUAAUGCAUCAACUCUAACUGUAUCAAACAAGGGUCUCUGAUAAAGACCCACUCUGAUAAUGAGAGAGGGCCAAUGUAUGCUAUUAGUCAGAGAUAACAGACACCACAAAGGCUGAGACUCAAUUAAAACAAAGCCACGCUGUAAUCUGUGUACGUGUGUGUACGUGUGUGUGUGUGCUCUCCUAAACAGCACUCAGGCCUGUGUAGACACUUGCCACUGGGCACAGUCAGGUUUGCCAUUACAACCAGCACAAUACAAACUAGACCAACAUGAGGUAUUUCCCCUAUGUUACAGUAUGUUGCUACCAUCGUUUUACACCCCGUCCCAUGAUGCAAUCCCUGGGAGCUUUUUAAGGGAGGGGAGAGAAGCACUUUAGAGGCACACCCACAGGAGAGGGUUGUGGGAAAUUUUGUAACUUUUGACAGCUUUUAGAGAGCUAUACUAAAAACCUGGCUCACUAGCAAAGAGGAAAAAGUCUUUCAUGCAUUUUGCUGUUAGAAUUCUGGAUGGACGUGUUGCUUGCUCCUCAACAGGUCCAAAACCAAUACUCAUUUUUUUUUCCACAUAAUGCUAGUCUUACAGGGUUUCUCAUCUUAAGUUUCACACACAAUUGAGAAUACAGGGAAACGGAAGAAAACGGCUCCUGUAUUUUUAGCCUGAGCUAUAGUGAUGUAGCUGCCAUUUAUAGCUGAUAUGCCAGGCUGAUGCUGGACGGCUGCCCUGCUGACACCAGAGAGGAGGGUUUAUGGACUGCACAAACUCUGCACAACGCGAUCGCAGACUGACAUAAAAUAAGCAGAUCACAUGUAGAUCAAUUUGAUUCCGACGUAUUUAAUUGAUGAAAAUAUUUAUAUAUUUUAAGAUUUGUAGGAUAAAGUGACACAUAGUGGAGGUGAUCUCAAGGUGCAGACUAGUGGCCAUCUAAGAACACACAUGUGUACUUCAAACAAAGACACGAUGCAAAUAUCAAAACACGAAAAACGUAAAUGUGCAGCAAGUGAGGAAACGAUACGCCACUUUUUAACUUCAGAAUCAGAAAUACUGAAGCUCUCCUUGGUGCUUUCAUUCUUGUGCAUGUGUUUUGAUAUUUGCAAUAUUUGUGUUGUCACUCCAUCUGCAUUUCUUUUAAUCUUUUAAUCACUUUUAACCAAGUCAAUAUGAUAUUCUUAUAGUAUAUCCUGCAUGGCAUUUAUUUUGCACACACAUGCAUGUAUGCAUCUACAUUCAUUAAACCUUGAUUUAUAUGCAAGAGAUCAUACAGACAUGAUGCUUACGUGUGUACUUGACAGCAUUAAUUGAGAUACUCCUGGGUCCUUUUUGACCACACCCAACUAGUUGAUUAUUUCAUGCAAAACAUCUUGUGCCUCUUACCACCUCUCUUCUGAUUGGCCAUUACUGUUUGCUGAUAGUCUACUUAAGUCUGUGGAAUUACUUUCGCUGUAAGUACUGCUGACUAUGGUCCUACGACUAAAAUAGUAACCUUUAUUUCACAUCUUUUUGCAUCCGGAGAAGUUGCUUUUUAGUCGGAGCCUUUUCUCCACAGUGAUGAGUUCACCUUGGCUACACACACCUGACUCCACUUCUUGCAGAGUCAUGUCUUCAAAGCAAGCCACGUCUCCUUUUGCCUCUGUGGUCGAUGGGGAUGAUGCCAUGAGUCAGGAGCACUUGUCUUGGGAGAAAGAGGAGAGUGCUGAGGCCCAUGGCACACCACAGCUGCCCCUGCACAGCCUGCUCCAUGGAAAAACCCAUCCUGAUGAAAUGCAGCAGCUCAGCAGCGUGCCGCCAGAGAGCGAUUGGGACACCCUGGUGUCAGCCCAACAGCGCAUGGAAUCUGACAGCAAUAAAGUAUGUUCCCUGUACUCCUUCCGGAACAAUUCCACUUCCCCACACAAGCCGGAGGAGGGGGCCCGGGAGCGAAGCGACCUGCUGAGCGGAUCAGCGUUUGGAACUCCGGAGCGCCGCAAAGGAAGCCUGGCAGACGUAGUGGACACGCUGAAGCAGAAGAAACUGGAGGAGAUGACAAAGACAGAGCAAGACGAUUCCUCAUGCAUGGAGAAACUUCUUUCUAAAGACUGGAAAGAGAAGAUGGAGAGGCUCAACACCAGUGAACUGCUGGCAGAAGUAAAAGGUACUCCAGAAAGCCUGGCAGAAAAGGAACACCAGCUCUCCACAAUGAUCACCCAGCUGAUCAGCCUGCGAGAGCAGCUACUGGCAGCCCACGACGAACAGAAGAAGCUCGCCGCCUCACAGAUGGAGAAACAGAGGCAGCAAAUGGAGCUAGCUCGUCAGCAGCAGGAGCAGAUUGCAAGACAACAGCAGCAGCUUCUGCAGCAGCAGCACAAAAUCAACCUCCUCCAACAACAGAUCCAGCAGGUCCAGGGUCACAUGUCUCCGCUCAUGAUCCCCAUUUUUCCACACGACCAGCGCACUCUGGCAGCAGCAGCUGCCGCCCAGCAAGGAUUUCUCUUCCCUCCGGGAAUGUCUUAUAAGCCAGGUGAUAACUACCCGGUGCAGUUCAUUCCAUCCACAAUGGCAGCUGCAGCAGCGUCAGGAUUCAGCCCCCUUCAGCUUCAGCAACUGUAUGCCGCCCAGCUUGCCAGCAUGCAGGUCUCUCCUGGAGCCAAGAUGCCUCCACUCCCUCAGCCCCUCAAUGCCAGUGGGCCCAUUUCUCCCUCUUCUCUGAAGAAUGACAAGAGUUCCUGCAGCCCCAUCACUUACAUCAAGGAGGAGGGAACACAGCCGCUCAACCUGUCUGCUCGGCCAAAGACGACGGACCUGGUGAAAUCCCCCACAUCCCCGACACAAAACCUGUUCCUCGGCAGUAAAAGCAGCCCCAACAGUCUGCUCAGCAAGGGUGGUAUCCCCGGCCAAUUCGUAGGAGGCCUGGGCCGGGGCUCAUCUCUGGAUAUUCUGUCCAGCCUAAACUCUACCGCGUUGUUCGGGGACCAGGACACAGUGAUGAAGGCCAUCCAGGAGGCUCGGAAAAUGAGAGAGCAGAUCCAGAGGGAACAGCUGCAACAUCACCAGCAGAGCAUGGAGGCAAAGUUGUCCGCCCUCAGUUCAGUGGGCCUCAACAACUGCAGAGUUGACAAGGAGAGGGCGCAUUUUGAGAGCAUCGGGCACCACCUUGGCAAGCUGGGUGAGGAAGGAAAGAUCGGCCACAGAGUUAUUGACCUCACCAGGCCAGAGGAUCUUGAUGGAGGCGCUGGAUCUACUGAGGCACGCGUCUUCAGGGAAGCCAGAGGAAGGAACAACAACGAGCCCCACAUUAAAAGGCCAAUGAAUGCAUUCAUGGUGUGGGCCAAGGAUGAGCGGCGCAAGAUCCUCCAGGCCUUCCCCGACAUGCACAACUCCAACAUAAGCAAGAUUUUGGGUUCCCGGUGGAAGUCCAUGACUAACCAGGACAAGCAGCCAUUCUAUGAGGAGCAGGCCCGUCUGAGUAAGCAACACCUAGAGAAGUACCCAAACUACAAGUACAAGCCGCGGCCUAAGAGGACCUGCAUUAUCGACGGGAAAAAACUCCGCAUUGGAGAGUACAAGCAGAUGAUGCGCUCACGGCGACAAGAGAUGCGGCAGUUCUUUACUGUGGGACAGCCACCACAGAUUCCUAUCACCACCAGCGCCAGUAUGGUCUAUCCCGGGGCCAUCACAAUGGCAACGACCACACCCUCACCUCAGUUGACAUCAGAGUGCUCGAGUGCCUCAGCGAGUCCCGAGCCAUCCAUUCCCGUCAUUCAGAGCACCUACAACAUGAAGCUAGAGCCCAGUACCUUGGUAAACAACAGUGUGCCGGUCAAUGGAGAGGAUGAGAUGGACAUGUAUGAGGAUUUUGAGGAUGAGCCCAAAUCAGACUAUAGUAGUGACACACAAGAGCCAGUCAGCACCAACUGAGAUCUCUUUCACAGAAGAGGCCAGUGCCGAUGCAGACACAACACUCAUACAGGAGGAUGACCAGAGGGCUGGUCUGAUCUGAGGGAGUGAAAGAGCAAAAUAAAACAAAACUACACCACAAAGGUUUAAAAAUGUAAAAUAAGUAACGGUGUAUCAUUCAGGAGCCAGCAUGCAGAUGUGGCUUCAUCAGAAUCAAAAGCUAUUUGGUCUUAAGUGUUUCUUCAAGUGUGUGAAGCAGUUUGGUUGUGGUUAUUUAGAUUUUCUUUCUUUCUUUUUUUUAUCUCAUUGUUUAUUUUUUCAUUGAGAUCAUGGACAUUUACAUAAUUGGGUCAUAGAACAAAAGACAUAACUUGAAAUUGAACAUUUGACAUGGAUCUAUAAUUCUUCCAGACAUUUGCCUUGUUUUCUUCUUCAAUUAGAUGAUUUUGAUUUACAUUGCAUAACUGUUCAAGAUGGGGAUAAUAUUCUCACUCAGGUAUAGUGUGCCAGCCAACAGCUUGUGAAUGUUCGUAAUCAAUAAUGAAUUAUUAGUAUUAUCAGUACAAAAUAUCUCAAAAUUCAUAGAGAGUGAUUCCAACUUAUUACAGAGGGGAAAUUACACAUUAUUAUUAUUAUUAUUAUUAUUAUUAUUAGUGUUUUGUUGUUAUUUUAUUACACAAACUGCAUAAUUUAGUGCAGAAGUGCCAAACAUUUCAAGUUGUUUCUAAAAUCUGUAAAAUCUUUUGGGAGAGGCUUCAUGAGUCUUUGACAAUCUCUUGAUCCCUUAAUACAGCUUCAUUAUCCAGACUUUCUUUAAUUUACCCUAACAGAAUAAACAAAUGAAACUCAGGAACUUGGAGGCAGCAGGCUCUGCAGGAGGUUACAGUAUACGCCAUGUUUGGGUGGUAGCUUGUGAUGCUAGCUGUUCUCCAGGGAGCCCAAUGCAGUGAUCAUCAAUGAAAGCGGCCAGCCCUUUCAUUUCCUCAUCCCAGUCCACACAGAGCACCGUGGCAUCCUUAACUCAUUUCCAGCACUGCAACCCAGUCUGAAUCACCAAAUUCUUAAUCAGAGUGAUUGUAAUCAGGCCAGAAUGUGAAAGGGCCAAAGGCCUCCAAUCUGUAGGAUUGGAACAGCAGCGAAAGGCAGCUUUGGGGGCAUUACAAUCCCAAAUUGAUGUUGUACAAUGUUUAGCUACAGUACGUUCUGUUAAAAGCUUUAGCCCCAUUUGGACGACAAGUUUAAAGUCUUACGUCUUAGAACUUCAUUUUUUUCCAAUCUUAAUUCUUUUCAGACAUUGUAAAUCUUAAAUUGACACUAAGAAGUCUUAAAGCGGAGCACGGUCAUCGGGUUGAUGCAAUGAGUUGAUUACUGCCGUAGUCUUAAGAGGAGUGACAGUUUAUGAGGAUAUUUAUAAACUGAGACAGAGGCUAAAAUCAUAUGUUUGUUUCUUAAAUUUCCUCGUCAUAGACUCAUGACAGGGGUAACUUAAAACACUGAUUUUUGCAUUAGUGCACUUAUACAAAUCUUAUUCUGUCACCCUUGCGCCUUAUGUUAUUUUAAAAUAAUUGUAUCAACUUUUGGAAAGCACUUAACACUUGCAUGUAUAACAGGAAAACAUGCAACGACACAACCAAGGGGUAAAAAGUCUCUGUCCUUAUUUCAGCUAAAACAAGCUGACAAGUGGUGACCUUCUGGAGACUGUAGCUAGAUAAAGCAAGGCCUUGAUGUUGAGACUCAGAUCCUCUUUGCAGGGCAGAAGGUCUAAGUGGCUUCCCUCCCUGCCAUGCCUUGCUCUGACCCCUGCCCGUGGCAUCCUCAGCACCCAGGGGGUGCCAUCUGGCUCAGAGAAGGAGAAAACACUAGGGAGGGAUGGGAAACAAUAAAAAUGGGGUUUGUGUCCCUCAUUGUGCUCUCCAUCAAAGUGCUGGUAGUAAGGCCUCAACAGGGCUCCCACCCUGGCCCAGUCACCAGGCACUGGCGAGCAGAUGGAACAAGUACAUCAAGCUGUGGGGGAUUAUUAAAAUGACUGACGACUGGGUAUCAUCUGUAAUACAACAUUAUUAAUGCAUGACUCUUGCUAUUCCCUUCCCUUGCCCUUGAACCUGUCCAUUUCAGAAAGAGCUCAGAGCUUUUUGAAGGAUCUGAAUGGUUGGUCACUGGCUUCAACUGGUCAAGAUCCCCACUGCUGGUCACUGCAUUUUUCUCCUAGCUCUAAUUGGUACAGAUGGCUCUAUAUAUCUCUUACGCACUCAUAUCUUCUGUACUCUUAUUGUCAAUAUCAGUGCUUGCUUGCGUUGUUUCUACUUUUUGGAAGCAUUUAUAUUCUUAUAGUCUUGUAGGUUUUUUUAACCAGGCCAUUCAUAAUUCCUGUUUUAUUUUCUUCUCCAUCACAUCUUUUCUACAUUAUUCUCAUUUUGAGGUACUACACAUUUUAAGGAUGCUCUCCUACAAACAAACCCAAGUGGAUUUCCCUCCAAGUCAAACUGUUUGGUGUUUUCAAGCUGUUUGCUCCUGUUUGCUGGUGGCUAGAUUGGUUUGUAUGUGAUUGUAAAUAUUUUCAUGACCAUGCCACACAUGCUUUAGUUGGCUGGUAGUUACCGAGGACUCUUCAUGGAACUGAAACUUGACUGUGCUUGUAUAGCAAAAAAAAAAAAAAAGAGAAAAAAAUGACAAGAACUCACAAGGAGACGAUGUUUCUUAAGUGUUAUAAGCACUGGAUAUAAAUUGUAUUUUUUAUCAAUUCUGAUUAAUGUGAAGCUGUUCAAGGAAAAAAAAACACCAUGAAUGAACAAAAAUCUCCAAGUGGGUUUGCUCUCACAGUUGCCAGAUUUGAGUCAUUUUUUUUGUCUACUUAUUUUGUUUAUUUAUGCAAGACUCAUGUGAUGAAUGAACACUUUGUUUAAGCUUCAGGGCUGCCUAUAGGGGAGAGACUCAGCACAAGAAAGUGAGCAGAAAAUUCAACAGCAGGCUCGGUUAGCCGUCAAACACCAGACUUCAGUGCAUUGUAUAUUGUAUUUGAAAUUGUAGAGUAUCAACAUAUUGUAUUUAUUAUUAGCCACUGCUGGCUCUAAAAUUGUCAGUAAAACAACAACACAGACAAUCAGAGAAAUAGAAAAAAAACAUGUUUGAUGAAUUUGAGCUAAAAAUGGUUUUCAGUGAAUUCACCAUCUCAUUUAGAUUUUAUUGUAAAUAUAACAUAGGAAAUAUAUUUUUGUUCAUUAGUGAAGUAUAAGUUAUGUAUUUUGACUGUUUUAUGUUUUAUUUUUGUACGUGGUUUCAUGUUUUUAAAACCUGACAAGUCACCGUACCUCAUGUAGAUGCUGAUUUUUUUUUUUCUGCCUAUUGGAAGAGAGCAGUAUUGGACCUGAGAAAGAGUGAAGCGCCUCACUUGCCAAUGUUAUCUUCCCUGGACUAUUCAAAGAACCAAUUUAAAUCUACUCAUUAGACUUGUUUAAAAGUAAUGUAAAAGGAUUAUAGAAUAAUUUGUUUCCAAUUAUGAUACAAUCUAUGUGGUAUGCUGUAUGUCCUUACUUGUGUUUUUUGGUUAUAACGGCACUCACAGUUUGUGGCAAUUAUUUUUAGGAGGAGCUGAUACCAUCCAAAAAAUCUGCAUGCAUCUGGCUGGCAUUUACAUAACUAUAAUAAACAAGUGUUUUUCAUGAAUGAUUGUUUCAAUCACAAGUAAUGUUUUUUAGAUUUUUAAAAAGGUGGGAGCGUGCAAAUAUUUAUUUGUUUUAAUGUGGCAAAAUGCACCAACACGGUGCAUGCUUCAUACUUAAUUCUCUCCUUGUCAUUUUUUUUUUUGUUGCUGAUUUUUAAUGAACAUGUUCACGACUAUCCAGCCAUCUGCAAAUGUAGCCCUCAUUUGUUUUCUCUCAAUCCACUUGCAAUGGUUUGAACAAACAACUGAAGACAAAAGCUUGUAUGCUGUUCCAACAUUACUUACUGUAAUUCAAUUUAUUUUUUCUGUCUGAACUUUGUGAUGUAUAUGGUGGGAAUGUUCUCUGUGUUAAUUUAAUCAGCACAAUUCACUGACAUGCUGGACUGACGUGCUAGCUGCUGUUCAGAAGUGUAAACUUUGUUCUUCAGGGCAACAUUUAUAGUUGUCUUUGGUACUUUGCUUUUUAGAGUUGUCUCUCAAGCAACACUGUGUGUGGCUCUUCUAUCACUAGAGCCGUUGUUUUGAAAUUGCUGGCAGCCUGAUACAAUUUUCUGCGUAGAUUUUUUUUUUUUCCCUGGCAGGUACCUAGGCCCAUGGCGAGUAUUGUUUGGGUGUAGAGAAAAUGAAAUACAUAGUGUCUCUUGCUGCUUUAAAAAAAAAGUAUAUGUCUGAAUAUGUAAAUAGUUUAUCAUAAUAUCUUGUACAGUCCAAUGUAAAGUUUUUAAUUCAACUUAAAAAAAAAUGUUUGCCAUCACAUUUGUGUUCACGUUCUUCUUUAUACAGUACAAAAGAUUGAUUAUUUGCUAGGGGUAUUAUUGCUAAAAAGAAAAAAAAACUAAAAUGUUAUGAAUUUUUUUUAAAAUGUUUGUUUUGUUUUGCUUGGCUUCAAAGUGUACACCAGCAAGUCUUUGGUUUCCAUGUGCAGUAUUGACGUGAGGUGAACUUAAGGUGAAUAAUUUUACAGUGGUGUGUGUGGAGAGCUGUCUUCUCCGCUUUGGUAGUAUUAAUACACUAUAUCAAGUAAAAACAAACCAAUGAGACACAUUUGGGUGUAUCUAGGCACCAUAGAAAUGUGUAUACUGUAUAUGAUUAAAUUAUCCCCACAGGAUCAAUUCAGGCAUUAUAAUGUAACACCAUUUUCUGUAUGUCUCAGUCCAUUGUAAUAAUGCAACAGUGGGAUGACUAACUGCCUGUUUGAACUCAUUUACCUCAAGAAUUCCCUCCUUUUCUGUAAAAGAAACAGAAACUGUGUUACAGAAAACUUCUUCCAUCACUCCAUCUUUUGUACUGCUGUUGACACUUACAAAUUAAAGAGACAUUUUGUUUUAA